Molecule: messenger RNA, 246 nt
Organism: Entrophospora sp. SA101
Lineage: Eukaryota; Fungi; Glomeromycota; Glomeromycetes; Entrophosporales; Entrophosporaceae
Source: the annotation of a GenBank genome assembly
ACUAAAGGUACAUCUAGUUUUGGUAAGCGUCAUACAAAGACUCAUACAUUAUGUCGUCGUUGUGGCAGAAGGGCCUUUCACAAUCAAAAGAAAACAUGUGCUCAAUGUGGAUAUCCAGCUGCAAAGACCAGAAAUUAUAAUUGGAGUGAAAAUGCUAAGCGUAGAAAACCCACGGGUACUGGUCGUAUGCGAUACUUAAAACUUGUGAAUCGACGUUUUAAGAACGGUUUUCGUGAAGGAGUUUAA